GAGGAUUUUCGACUCGGCCGUUUGUAAGGAGUGUCCAGCGUCAGAGCUUGUCAUCUAGAUCUUCUGUCACCAGCCCACUGGCAGUGAGUGAGAAUGGUGUCAGGCCCUCCUGGUCGCUCUCUGCCAAACUGCAGUUCCGCUCCAACUCUCCGUCGCGCUUCUCUGGAGAUUCCCCUGUGCACACCUCUGCUUCCACCCUGGAGAAGAUUGGGGAGGCUGCCGAUGAUAAAGUCUCCACCUCUUGCUUUGGCAGCCUGAGGAAUCUCUCUAGCAGCUACUUAGAGCCCUGCGAUGGCAGCCGGCGAGAGCACAGGACGGCUCGCAGAGCUCCUUUGGCUGUCAUGGAAGGGGCGUUCAGGGAAGAGUCUGUUGUAAGGACAUCUAGCUCAGAUCUCUCAGAUGGGUAUGGUAAAAGCCCUGUGCAGCCAGACAAGAAUCAUCCUGCUUUGGACCCUUUUGAUAACAACAAUCAAAUCGCCUUCGUUGACCAGAGUGAUUCUGUGGAUAGCUCUCCAGUCAAGGAGGUGAAAGCCCCCAGUGGGACAGGGCUGGCUGCAGAGAAGGCAGAUGGCACCCCCAGGAAGGUUCACAGCUCCAAGGGAGUUUCUGAGCCAGACAGAAGUCUGAGGAAGGGAAGGACAGUCUUAUCUACUCAAGAGACCAAAGUGUCUCACUCUUCUCCUCCACCACUGAAGAGUUCCCAGAAAGUUUCCCGGUCUAGAAGUAAGGUGGACUCCUCUAGGGCCAGCGGGCGACACGGGUCUCCCGCUCCCACUCAGGCCAGGAAGGAGCACGGCACGAAGCCCCUUGAGGUCACUGUCCCAUCGGCUCAACAGAAGCAGAAGUCGGGCUCCCCAUCCUCCGCAGCUGCCAAGAAAACCCCGUCAGGCUCAUUGACUAAGGGCUCUUCUGCCGGGAAGAGCCGGACUUCAGAGCGGAGCCUCAGCAGGGAGGGCUCCAAGGUCAGCCUGGGGUCGGACAAGACGAGCGUUACCAGCAGCUCGAGGACGAGCUCCCCACGGAUCAGCCACUCCAGGAGUGAGAGCAGGGCAGGGGACAGCAAGCACGUGCGGAGUUCCUCCAUGGCCAACCUGCGCUCUCCCAACGUCGGCGCGCGUUCCGGUUUGAAGAGGGACAGCAAGUCAGAAGAGAAGGGGUUGUCUUUCUUUAAAUCGGCCUUAAGGCAGAAGGAGACUCGGAGGUCAGCAGACCUGGGAAAGACAACCAUGCUGUCCAAAAAGACAGGGAGUGGCGGUUCCAAGUCAGGCAGUAAAAAUGUGCUGGAAGACAAAUCGGAGAAAGGUGUUGUCCCACCAGCCUCUCAAACCAAUGCCAAUGUUACUGCAAAAGAAAAACUUGUCCCAAAAGAUGCCACACCCAACAAACAUUCUCUGCUAUCGAGUCGCAAGUCCAAGUCUUCCCAGCUAGAUCCCGGAGUCCAGUCUCCUCCUUCCAGUGGCAAGCAGUCUGCUGACAAGCCACUGAAAAAAUUACCUUCCAGCAUGCAGGUGUCUGUACGGCCUUCUCUGGAACCUCAGUGA
Molecule: messenger RNA, 1541 nt
Organism: Merops nubicus (carmine bee-eater)
Lineage: Eukaryota; Metazoa; Chordata; Aves; Coraciiformes; Meropidae
Product: ubiquitin carboxyl-terminal hydrolase 31-like
Exons: 1
Source: RefSeq, a predicted model, not a curated record